Haplochromis burtoni (Burton's mouthbrooder) is the source of this 1560-nucleotide messenger RNA. RefSeq names its product iron-sulfur cluster assembly factor IBA57 (gene iba57). Gene Ontology annotation, cellular component: mitochondrial matrix. The transcript is spliced from 3 exons. NCBI's taxonomy places the organism in Eukaryota, Metazoa, Chordata, Actinopteri, Cichliformes, Cichlidae. The coding region runs from base 163 to 1266 and encodes 367 amino acids. Gene Ontology annotation, molecular function: protein binding. The record is from RefSeq and is a predicted model, not a curated record.
CUGACACACACGUGCUAUCGAGCAAUGCAUUGUGGGAUUUCAAAAUGGAGCUGUUUGUGCAGAGUACGCUAUGAUAUCCUUGGUGUUUAGCUGUCCACUGUCGUUUUUAGUGGAGUAGGCAGUCUUUUUACGACUCAGUACACUCCCGUGCCACUGUACAUCAUGGGGGUUUUGUGCUUUGCUCGGGGAGUGCUGGCGUCCGCCUCCGGGCUUGGUGUUUACGCCAGGAAAAAACCCGGAGGUUUGUGUGUAACCCUUCUCUCAAGUGUGUUAGCUCCAGCUGGGAUCCGUGUCAGGAGGUACAGCCAGGACACCGGUAAUCCUAAACACUCCCCGGGGCAAUUUGUGUGCUAUUACCUUCCGCACAGGAGCCUGCUGAAAAUUCAGGGACAAGACACGAGCGCGUUUCUCCAAGGUAUUAUAACCAAUGACAUGGCGGUGCUGGAUGAGCCUGAACACAGAGCUUUAUACGCACACAUGCUAAACGUGCAAGGAAGGACACUAUAUGACAUCAUAUUGUACAGAUUAAAAGAAACAGAAGGAGGAUAUGGUGUUUUCCUCGAGUGUGACAACACAAUUAAGGACUCCAUCUUGAAACACUUGAAAGUAUACAACCUCCGCAGAAAAGUCAACAUUAGCCCUUGUUCAGAGCUCUCUGUGUGGGCUGUGCUGUCCCAGCAAAACAAGCCAGGUCAAGAGUUCAGUAAGCCUGAGCUUUCUUCCCCUGAUAAAGCUCUGGCAUGGGAGGCUGAUCCAAGAACUCAGCAAAUGGGCUGGAGAUUUGUGCUACAGAGUGAUGUUGAUCCUCUCAAAGUCAUUACAUCCUGUCAGAAAGGAGACACUGAAGACUAUCACAGACAUCGCUAUGCCAUAGGUCUACCUGAGGGAGUCAAAGACCUUCCUCCUGGGGUUGCAUUACCACUAGAGUCCAAUCUUGUCUACAUGCAGGGUAUCAGCUUUAGCAAGGGCUGUUACAUUGGCCAGGAACUCACAGCCAGGACUCAUCACACUGGUGUGAUUCGAAAACGCCUGAUGCCAGUACGCUUGUCAUCUCCAGUGGAACACCUCGAGGAAGGAACGGCACUGUUAACCCAGUCAGGCAAGCCAGCUGGGAAGCACAGAGCAGGGACAGGAGAACUGGGCCUAAGUCUGAUCCGCAUGGCGCACGCCAAAGAGGUGUUGACGCUCAGAUCUUCUGACGACACUACAGUGACACUCGAAGCCUCCGUGCCAGACUGGUGGCCUGAAGAUGCGAAAUGUAACUGAAGGGAAUGUUUUAAAGCUCCCUAAAAAUGACAUGCAUCACAUCUGACAGACUUCUCAUGGACAUAACCCUCAAGUACAGUAUGUUACACUGUCAUUGCUUAACAGCUGUGUGGCACUGGUCCAUGUUUGGGUAUUUUUUAUUUUAUUUUUUUGCAAUAAAGCCCAAGUUUGUGUGUUUUUGAUUUUUUGCUUAAGUAUUAUUUACCACUGAACUAUCAUAGAUUUAUCACAGCUCUGUUCAUACUGGACACAAAUAGUGUUGGUGAUUAUUCAAUAAAUAUUUAAAAGAGAAAA